This is a messenger RNA of Pogonomyrmex barbatus (red harvester ant), 1777 nucleotides long. Its product is annotated as pancreatic triacylglycerol lipase-like. Gene Ontology annotation, molecular function: serine hydrolase activity; lipase activity. The record is from RefSeq and is a predicted model, not a curated record. Gene Ontology annotation, biological process: lipid catabolic process. Lineage: Eukaryota; Metazoa; Arthropoda; Insecta; Hymenoptera; Formicidae.
UUAGCUUCUUACAUUUCUAUGCGCAGAAAAAAAUUCUAAGUUUGAUUCAAUAACUCUUCUUGUUCGGUAAAGCUUUAGAGCCAUGACGAUCAUUUCUAUUUUUCAACGAUUUGCAUUUAUUAUUAUAAUAAUAUAUGGGACUGCAACUAGUGGAGCGUGCUACGACAAGGAUCUUGAGAGCAUUUUUCUGCGUAUUUAUAUCGGAAACACUUUACAUGAAUAUGUCGAUUACUCGCUGGAAAAUGCUAGCGCGAUUACAUCUCAAAUAAUAAAGAGCAAGCCUACAGUGAUGUAUAUUCAUGGCUUUAUGGAAAAUGUAGAAAAAGAGAGUGUACAACUGAUAGUGCAAGGUUACUUAAAGCGAAAUGAUCACAAUGUCAUGGCAGUGGAUUAUGGUACAUUGGCGAAUGAAUCGUACAUGAAACUGACAACUAACGCCGGUCGCAUUGGUGAUGCUCUCGCGACGGCUCUCGAUGACAUGAAGAGAUCGGGCUUCGAUACGGAGAAAUUGCACAUCGUCGCACACUCUAUGGGCAGCCAAAUCUCCGGCUACAUCGGCAGAAAAGUGAACUUUCAGAUUCCUAGAAUUACAGGUUUGGAUCCCGCCGGGCCCCUUUUCCAUUUUUUCUACCAUCAUCUUUCGUCCUCUGAUGCCCGUUUCGUAGAUCUAAUACAUACCGAUUAUGGCGGUUACGGUAUUACCAUGACGACAGGCACAGUGGAUUUCUUCCCGAACGGUGGAAAACGUAUACAGCCCGGCUGUCCACUCCAUCCUGCAUUCUACAGCAAAAACGAUUUUUGCAGCCAUCAUCGUUCCUGGAGAUUUUAUGCCGAGUCUCUGCUAAACGAAUCAGCUUUUCUAGGUGUAGAGUGCUCUUCAUUAUCACAUUUUAAAUCCGACGAAUGCAGAAAUAAUACACAGAUCAUCAUGGGAUACGCUACUCCGCCCAACGCGAAAGGAAUUGUCUAUCUUACAACGAACGAUCAUAGUCCUUUUGGAUUGAACAAAAAAGGACUUAUGGCAAGCUGACUGUGCUAUGUUGAACUGAAAUAGAAAAAAGAAACUGCAAGAUCUCUAGAAAAGAAAAAGGAAAAUUCUCGUAUUAUUAUAUGAAGGAAAAAAAAGCCACAAGCAAAAAAGAGUGUGUAUCGGCUUCUGCAAUGCGAAUACUGCAUCAUAUUAUCGUUAUAUAUUAAUGAACAAUCAAACGCAAUAUCUUACCUUAUAUCCCGUCACAACUGAAUAGUCUUCUAUAUUAUUUUGCAUGUUUCUUCUGUCUUCUCCGUCGCACGCAAUAAUGAUGUCUCGAUUAACUCAAUAUAUUUAGACGUAAUUUGCGAUUGUAUAUGUGCGUGUCACAUACACAUAUUAGAUUUGGUUCUUGAUAUUCUUAUAACUUAAAUUUGCAGUUAUUAAAAAUAAUGUAAAAGUAAUGAAUAAUUUCAAUUUUAAGAAGUUAUAUGUAAAUUAAAAAAUAUUCAAGCGCUAAGAUCCAAGACUCACGUGUAUCGAUCGCGCAACCAUGUAAGAAAGUAACAGACACGGCAAAUUUAUGCUAACGUAUAUUUUUAAAUGAGACAGAACUAUUGUAAUAACUAUUGUGACAUGCCUCUAAUAGCGUAUGCUACUCUUUGUAAAAUUGUAUGUAACAUUUCAUGAAAUGGUUAGCAAAACCAUUACUUAUGCAUGAUUUAUCUACAGUAGAGGACAAAGUAAAUGAGAGAGAAUAACCGUAGCAUAAAAUGGAGAAGAAAUGAAAACUGUAAUAUAAUAGCA